AUGGGCAACACCUGCGGCUUCGGCCACAUCCGUGGCCUCCGUGGUGGCCUCUGCGCCGACGUCGACGUCGCCGAUCUGAUGCAGGCUGCUGGUUCAAACGCUGGACAUCUGAUGAGUGGUGGGGUACUUGCCAACAGAGUGGAGCGUUCUCAGUAUCAAAGCAACACCGAGGACAUUGACGAGUCGUCUGCGGAGGAGCUGCGCGACGCGACGAGCUAUGCGAAGGACAACGCGUUGCUGAUCCAGGUGCCGGUGUUAGGAACAACAACGAAGACAUUCUGGCGAUUAUCUGAUGAAGCCACUAGGAUCAGCAGAAAACUUGCAUUGAUACUGAGGAACUACCACUCAAAGUGCAAGUGCCUCACUGCUCCUCUGCAGGUGUCCAACGUCUGGGUUGGGAGCGCUGGUGAUGUCAAGCUUAGGGGGGCCAGAUUCACUACCAAAGGCUUCAGCAUUGAGCGUGUGAGGGAUGACUACAAGAACCUGUCCAGGGUGCUCAAGCAGUUGAUUAGUAUCUCCGGUGGGGAUAUCAACAAAUUGCCUCCGGACUACAGUGAAUUCCUCUUGCUCCUGACGAAGGACAACCUUACAACGGAAGAUGAGUUCUUGAUUGUAAACAAUGCUGCUCUGCUGCCCUUGAAAAACCGCACUGAGGUCUUCCUGAUGCUAUACGAUAGAAUUGUCAAGUAUCUUGGUAGAAAAAACCGAGCAAAGAGGAACAUAAUACUCUCCAGUCUCCCCUAUGAGAACGACUGGUUGGAUACUGCCACGUCAAAUACAAAGAUCAACCAGUGGGUUGUAAAAUCAGAUGUUCAAAAAAAAGAGUACAAAAGGACUGCACUUGAUCUACUGCGUCUCAACAGAAAUGUAAGAAGCCACUUGCAUGAGUACGGCCAUGAUGACGAUAUUGAGGAAAUUCUUUAUUGUGAAUGGCCCAUGCUGCUCAUCGCCAUGGAGAAACAAUUACACAUGGAAGGUGAGCUCCAAGACACUGACAUCAAAAACAAGUUCGGCUAG
Miscanthus lutarioriparius is the source of this 1017-nucleotide messenger RNA. The record is from the annotation of a GenBank genome assembly. Lineage: Eukaryota; Viridiplantae; Streptophyta; Magnoliopsida; Poales; Poaceae.